CGGAGGUAGAGAAGCUGUCUGCAAAGCCUCGGUGCGCUUCCCCGGCAGGGGAAAUCCAUCAGCUUGAUUUCGCCAAAGCGGACUUCCGGCGGCGGGGAAGCAGCGCGCAGACAUGGAUCUGGCGGGGCCUUCCGCGCCCGAGUCGACCCGCGGCGCCAGCUGGUCCGAGGCCCACGCCGCGCGGGACACAGUCCCGCUCCCGACCGGUGUCUUCCAGGUUGCAGAAAGGUUGCAAAAAAGGAUAUGCGCGCUCUGCCCCAAAGACCUCGAGUGUAGUGUCCUGUACUUUGCACAGUCAGAGAAUAUAGCUGCUCAUGAAAACUGUUUGCUGUAUUCCUCUGCACUUGUGGAAUGUGAGGACUGUGAUCCAUCUAAUAAUGAUAGAAAUUUUGAUGUGGAAUCAGUAAAGAAAGAAAUCAAGAGAGGAAGGAAGUUGAAAUGCACAUUUUGUGGGAAAAAAGGAGCCACCGUGGGAUGCGACUUAAAAUCCUGUUUCAAGAAUUACCACUUUUUCUGUGCCAAGAAUGACCACGCAGUUCUGCAAGCUGAUGGACAUAGAGGAAUUUAUAAAGUGUUUUGCCAACAACAUGCUGUCCCUCAAAAUGAUCUACCAUUGAUGAAGCCUUUGCCUGGUGUCUUCCAUUCUCACUACAGUGAACAGACCAAACCAAGACACGGAGUGAAAAGAAAAAGAGGAAGACGUAAACGACAUCAUGUACAGGACCCGAACGUAGGACGGCACACGAAGGCUGCAGCAGCCGUUCAGAAUGCAGUCCAGUGCUGCGCUGUCGCCUGUGAUGAGAAACAGAGAGCUCCUAUCCAGACAACACUGGACCGCUUUCUCAAGAGGGUAGAUAGAAUUGAACCCAGCAAGGAGCCAGAACCUGUGCCGUCAACCUCAGGCCCACCUGAGAGAAUGGCACUGAAGAAGGAAAAGGACAGCAGACACACAGAUGCAAUUGUGAAAGCUGCUUUUCUCAAGAAAUGUAAAGAAGCAGGGCUUCUUGAUGCUUUAUUUGAAGAAAUAUUAGACAAACUUCAUUUGAUUCAGGAAAGACUCAUGGAUGAGACCACCGCAGAAUCAGACUAUGAGGAAAUCGGGACUUCACUUUUUGACUGUAGAUUGUUUGAAGACACACUUGUAAACUUUCAAGCAGCAGUAGAGAAUCACAUUCACGAAUCUGAAGAGAGGCGACGGCAGCUGAAGGAAGAGAUUGAGCUGCUCCAGGACUUAAAACAAACCUUGUGCUCUGGGCUUCAGUCAAGUUCCACUUCAGAUUCUUCUCUGUCUUCUUAAGAAGGGCCGUUUCCUGAGCCAGGAGUCGAGCACAGCUGCAGACAGGGUGAAAGCUGGAGAGCGGCCUGUGAAGCCACACACCGUCAGCCCCGGGCCCACGGGGCAUCUCUGGCCCUGCCCGCUCUUACCUGCUCUUGCUGCUGGGCCUCUGAAGCCCAUCCGCCUCCCCUCCUUACUGCCAUCUCACUUCUACCUCUCUCCCACUGGUAAACUAUUCCUCAGAGUCUACUCGAGUAAAUUAGACCGUGCGUCCAUGGCUCUUAAAAUCCCCUUAGCGGCCUUCCCCACGCCAGUGAGCGAAGUGGCUGCCAGGUGCUCCCGCCCCAGGGCCUCUGCACGUUCCGCUGUGAGGUCUUCACCGAGAUCGUCCUUUCUCCUCACGUCUCUUCUCGGUGCAAGCCACUGUAUCGCACAUCAGACCACUGGAGUGUAAGCAGCCUGUGGGCAGAAACUCCCAUUCCUGUUUUUCUCCCUGUCACGUUUCCAGCAGCUAGCAUGCUCAGUAAACGUUAAAUGCAUAAACUUUUUAUCUUUGAUUCUAGUUCCAGCCCAUAAUGCCUCUUUGAUAUAAUAAAUUUUAUUAUACAUUACCAAA
Capra hircus (goat) is the source of this 1892-nucleotide messenger RNA. It is a transcript of the gene PHF11, whose product is annotated as PHD finger protein 11. Gene Ontology annotation, cellular component: nucleus. Lineage: Eukaryota; Metazoa; Chordata; Mammalia; Artiodactyla; Bovidae. Gene Ontology annotation, molecular function: histone binding; histone deacetylase binding. The transcript is spliced from 12 exons. The record is from RefSeq and is a predicted model, not a curated record. Bases 113 to 1297 code for a protein of 394 amino acids.